AUGAGAGCCUUAUUAAGAGAGGAUAAUAAAGCUUUGAGGGAAAAGUAUUUUGUAGAAAGCUUCAUUGGCGGAUUAAGGGAGAAGAUUGGAAAGUUCGUGACAAUGCAGAAGCCCAACACUUUGAGGAAUGCUAUUCAAUUGGCCAUCCAAAGUGAAGAUAUUGUGAAUCUUCUCACUAAAGGACAUAGAGGAUUGAAAAGGGGUAGCAGCCAUCAACCAACAGUGCCGGUAACUAAAAUUGGUUCAGAUGUUGCUAAACCAAAAUUACCUCCUAUUAGAAGAGUAUAUUUGAUCAUAGGAGAAGAUGAUGGGGAAAGUGAGACCGACAUUGGAACUUUGGAAUUGGGAGAAUGCCAAGGGGUAGAGGAACCCCAAAUCUCUUUGAAUGUUGUGGCUGGUCAGGUCCCUUCCAACACCAUUAAGUUGUUAGGAAAGUCAAACAACUAUGAACUGGUUAUUUUGCUAGACUCAGGCAGCACUCACACUUUUUUGGACCCAAAAACAGCCUCAAAGUUGAGGUGCACAAUGGAGUUUACUAAUCCUUGGUUGAUAACCAUUGCCGAUGGGAACAAGGUGGAAUGCAGAUCUAAGUGCCAUAUGUUUGCCUGGGAAAUGGGGGGCCACAGGUUCAGUGCUCCUGUGAGAUUGUUGAAAUUGGGGGGCUGUGACAUGGGAGCUGGAAAUGGAAGACACUGUGGGUUUCUUAUGCAUUAUUGUGAUACUGAAAUUGUGACAUUGCUUCAAGAGUAUCAACAUCUAUUUGAACUCCCUGUUGGUUUACCCCCUAAGAGAAGCAUGGACCAUAGAAUUCCCACCAAGCCUAAUAUAGGACCUAUUAAGCAGCAUGCUUAUAGGUAUCCUAUGCUUCAAAUGAGGGAGAUUGAAAAAUUGGUGGAUGAGAUGUUGCAAACAGGGGUUAUUAGACCCAGUAACAGCCCCUAUUCCUCGCCUGUGCUGUUAGUUAAAAAGAAGGAUGGCUCAUGGAGGUUUUGCAUUGAUUAUAGGAAACUCAAUGCAACUACAAUUAAAGAUAGCUACCCGAUUCCCUUAGUAGAUGAUUUAUUGGAUAAGCUAGGGGAAGCAACUAUCUUUGCAAAGAUAGACCUAAGGGCUGGAUACCACCAAAUUAGAAUGCAUGAAGAGGAUAUCCCAAAAACAGUAUUUGUAACUGCCUCCGGCCUAUAUGAGUUUGUUGUGAUGCCUUUUGGCCUCACAAAUGCACCAACUACUUUUCAAGCAGUUAUGAAUCAGAUUUUUAAGUCUCACUUGAGAGAUUUCAUCCUGUGCAGUUUUGGAAGAAGAGAGGUUGAGUAUUUAGGGCAUAUAAUUGGGAGUGGAAGAGUGCGGAUGGAUAAGUCUAAGGUUCAAGCAAUGCUGGACUGGCCGACCCCAUCUAAUGUUAAGGCUUUAAGAGGAUUCUUAGGCCUCACAGGAUACUACAGAAAAUUCAUUCAACAUUAUGGAACAAUUGCUAAGGCCUUAACUGAUCUUACAAAAAAGGGGAGGUUUGUGUGGUCUCCAGAAGCUGAGCUACCUUCCAAAUUCUUAAAAAUUCAAUGA
Molecule: messenger RNA, 1560 nt
Organism: Andrographis paniculata
Lineage: Eukaryota; Viridiplantae; Streptophyta; Magnoliopsida; Lamiales; Acanthaceae
Exons: 4
Coding region: 1-1560 (519 amino acids)
Source: RefSeq, a predicted model, not a curated record